CGUCCCCCGGCAAGCGCGCACCAUCACUGCGCCUCGCGACCUCCGCGCCCGUUUCCGCUCUCUCCUCCGGUUGCCGGGCGCCACGACUCGCCUCGCGCUCUGUUUGCGCACAAGCACAAUUACAGCCUCGCGCACGCAAAUAUUUGCUGAGAAAACACAGAAGCACGGAGGGGCGCGCGCGCUCCGCAUCGCCGGUGGGUAUAAAAUGCUCGCGCAGAUAGCCAUGUACAGCGGCGAGACUGACCGGCGCGCGGACCUGCAUCGGUGCACGGAUGGCAGCGAGUGUAAUCAGAACCCUGAGUGGAUUCGGACCGAGCCAUCCAGCUCAGACCUGCUUCAUUCCUGCUGAUGAAGAUGAGCUGGACGACGAGUAUGAAGAUGAGCUCCGGGACGAAGUGGAGGACAGCUUUGAGGAGGAAGAGGACGAUUCCACUGGUGUGGAGUCUCACAUAACUGAUCCAUCAGCCUCUGAUCUGUACAGUGAGAUCACGACGGAUCGCCUCCUACGCUUCGCAGAGCUUAUCAGCAGUGACGUGCAGCGUUAUUUCGGACGUAGCCAAGACUCGGACAUGUGCGACAUGUAUGUAGGGAGGUCACGUCACGAGGUCACCGGCCGGCAACGCUACUAUUCCGACAUAGUUCGAGCGGCAUCGUCGGAGCCGGGGGACGAGUCGGAAAACCUCGGACCACUCGCAGAACUCUUCCAGAGCGCUCAGGUAAAGAAGCAGGGAUUACCCAUGAUUCAGCGGCGUCUGCCCAGCAGCUUCUGGACCGAGCCUCGACCUGAGCAUCUCUGUAUCACCUCCAACAUUCCAGACGUGAUGACGUGUUCCACAGAAACCAUGAACCUUAACGGCAGCGUUCCGGUAAUUAGCAUGAGCAGCUCUGCUACACCAGAUUUCAGUGACUUACUGGAGCACUGGGCUUCAGACAGAGAAACCUGCAGUGACUACAGCUGUGAAUACCAGCUCCCCUAAGAGCAGCUGGAACACACACACACACACUCAUGCACAUACACAUAUACAGACAUACACAUAAACACACACACAUACACACACACACACACACACACAC
Hemibagrus wyckioides is the source of this 1074-nucleotide messenger RNA. RefSeq names its product protein PERCC1. The record is from RefSeq and is a predicted model, not a curated record. The coding region runs from base 273 to 977 and encodes 234 amino acids. Lineage: Eukaryota; Metazoa; Chordata; Actinopteri; Siluriformes; Bagridae. The transcript has 2 exons.